Messenger RNA from Pocillopora meandrina, 12873 nucleotides. NCBI's taxonomy places the organism in Eukaryota, Metazoa, Cnidaria, Anthozoa, Scleractinia, Pocilloporidae. The record is from the annotation of a GenBank genome assembly.
AUGAUCUUACAAAAGGAUGAAACUGAGAUAAAAAAGGUUAAUAUCACCGAUCCUGGGACGACAAGUUAUUCGUUUCAUGGUUUGGAGAAAAAUACCAACUACACAGUGAAACUGUUUUCCAGAAAUUUUGUAUUCGAGGGAGAUCCUACUGUAUGGAACAUUAAGACCAAGUUUGAAGGUGAGGAAUCAAAAGUGAUAUCGUGACUGAGCACUUUGCACCAAUCAUUUUUUCGCCAACUUAGAUUUGUUGUGAGUAACCCAGUUUUAACAACGUUAUCUGCUCGCUGCAUUAUAAGGUUUUGGAUUUUCAGCGUUUGUCCCCUCCUUAGUGGCCAGUUUCCUUUCCCUUUGUGAUAAUUGUUUUAGAGAUACCUACGUUUGAAGAAGCGUAAUAAUAAACAAUGAAAAACCAAUGAUCGUAGGUGAGAACAAUAGACAACCUACGCGGUUACGUUCCGUAAAUGUUACCUGAUUUAUCAAGUAUUGUUUGCCUUGUCGUUUUUUUUUUAUUUUCUGAUGUUCACGUUUCAAAAUCCGCUAUAUGAAUCAGCCACAACAACAGCCGCUACAUAGGGACCUUUAGGUUAGUUGGAUACAUUUUUCCUAAACUCUUACUGGCCAUAUUCAGAACGCCCAAUAACCAACUAUCCCUUUAGACAGUGAGACGAUUUCCACACAUCGUUUGACCAAAGAAUUGAAGUUUGAAGAAAUGGGCCUUUCAUGAAUGUCGCUUCUAAUAUGCAAAUAUUAUGGGGAAAUCUCGUCAAACAGUGUGUGGACGGCCUUGAAGAAUCCUUCGUAUAUUUUCUUUAAGAUGAGAAAUAGCUUAUUUUCAUUUUGCAGGGAUAAGCCCAAACCAAAACGAUUGAGGUUAUCGUUUUCAAGAAAGUUUCUUUCGAAUCUCAUCCGGCACAUAUCUCUCUCAACAAAAAAACUAUUGUGGUAACAGGUGUGAACUUAGUAACUGAAUUUGAGCAGCCGUAAUAUGGCAAUGAAGUUCGUCGCACCUGUUAUCGCUUAAGCGCUUCUUGUCAUUGCCUCCUCGGUUGGCAAACCCCCUGAAGAAAAAAACUUGUUGUCUCGGUGGAAAAACCCGCGCCAGCUUAUAUUUGCAGAAGAAGAAUCGUAGGCCUGUAGUUAAUCAUGCGUGAUGUCAAACUUUUCAAAAGCGGAAAGUAGUUGCACACGAACUAAGAUCCUUUCUGUAACUACGGGACACAAACGAUCGGUGAAUUGUGACGUCAUCUAUGCAUCGGUCCUUCAUUUGAUCACGUGUAAAUAGCAAUUACAAUGCCAGUAGAAGUCAGUGUAUCGUUCAAAUUCACCUUAUAAAUGCAUUAUUUGUUUUAGGCAAUAACGGACCAUCAUUUUAGGCUUCUCAUUAUCACUUUUUGUCCUUUCAAAUUAUUUUGAAUUCAUCUCAAUACUUAACUUAAUUUGGUUGCCAUACACUUUCGUCUCAGAAAUAUCCCAAACAAAUCCUCGACCAGUUUACAGAUUAGUUAAUCACUGAUAAUGGUUCUGACCAGGUUUGUAACAAGAAAUUAUAUAAUUAUUAGAAAUUUCACGCUGUUCGUGUCGUUGACAUCAAUCUAGGAGCCCCAGAUGUGGUCGAAAUAGACGAACUGCCAAGUGAAACAGCAGACGCUACAAUUACCCUAAAGUGGAAGGAGCCAGAAAGUAAUGGAAAAGUUAUUAUCAUGUAUACAGUGUACCAAAGAGUAGUGACUGAUGGGAAAGUGGGACAGUGGAGAGAAAUAAAGAAAAUCAGAGAUGUUUCUGUGAGAGAAUUGAAAAUAGCGUUGGAGAGAGGAAAGGUGUAUCAGUUUGCGAUUACUGCAACUAAUGAGCUUGGUGAAAGCCUGAAACAAAAGGGAGCAAAUAUCCAGCAAGUCAAGGCAGAAGGAAGUAUGUUCAAAUGAAUCUUAUUUUCCCCUUUCAACGGUUUAUCCUUUUCUUUACUUAGUUUUCAAGCACUCUCCGUGUCAUGAACAUCGAGGCUUUUACGGGUGAAUUCUUCGCUUGCAAGAACCUGAAUCAACGAGAAAAAUUUUACUUACGUCGCAGUUGAUAUUUGUAUGCCAACUGCAAAUAUAUGGCAUAUCUAUUAACUGAGAUUUUAAUCAUUGGCUGGCACACACAAAUAAGUCUAACACAUGCUGAUCUGAAUCUGAUAAGAGAAGCGUGCAACGCUUUGAUUUAAUCUUCUUACAUUUAAAUCAACUGCUUUUUUCUUUCCUUUGCUGCCAUCACUUAAUUUAUGCAUCUCUCCCACAUCAAAAAAUUUCACUCUCCCACACUGAAUUCCGAGAACUCUUCUGUCAUUUUCACCACUACGGCACUUUAUUCUUCAUACCGAUGAAAGCGACUUAGAACUUAGCCUCCUCUGCGCACCGUAAUUUCGACACCAGAUUACUGAACUGCGAGAACUCAGAAUUGUCGGCGAUUUCGCUUUAGCUUAAUUAAGAAUGUAUGAUCACGCUGCCUCACGCUGCGAACAGAGAGGUUGUCUAUCUUUUCACAGGUUUUCUUCGUUGAGGCUACAGAGCGUGACGCAAACUUCCCGUCUCAAGGUCAUGAAGGGGUAUUCAUUUUCUAAGCUCUUAGGUCUUAGUUUUCGGGGAUCUUCGUUUUCGCUACAAACGUAGUUCGCUUUCUCUUUGUUGAUGAUCUCUUUUCAGUAUCUUUUCUGGAGCUCUUUGUAUUCCCUUCUCACGUUGGUCUUCUCUAGAUAUUCGCCAUUCUACUUUACCCUUUUCUUGUUCUCUUUCGUAUUCCUCUCGCUCUGUGUUCUGCCUAUUCUUCGUCCUAUCAAACCCCAUUUCGCGUUUUUCUCGACUCGCUCCACGCCUUUUAAGUUCCUUCACUCUUUGGUCUCUCUCUGUCUCUCUGUCUGUCUCUAUGUUUCUCUCUACGUCCUUCUCUCUGUCUCUUUCUCUGUCUCUCUGUCUCUGUCUGUCUGUCUGUCUGUCUGUCUCUCUCUCUCUCUCUCUCUCUGGUCUCUCUCUCUGGUCUCUCUCUCUGGUCUCUCUCUCUCUCUCUCUUUGGUCUCUCUCUCUGGUCUCUCUCUCUGGUCUCUCUCUCUUUGGUCUCUCUCUUUGGUCUCUCUCUCUUUGGUCUCUCUCUCUGGUCUCUCUCCCUGGUUUCUCUCUCUUGUCUCUCUCUCUGGUCUCUCUCUCUGGUCUUUCUCUCUGGUCUCUCUCUCUGGUCUCUCUCUUUGGUCUCUCUCUCUCUGGUCUCUCUCUCUGGUCUCUCUCUCUUGUCUCUCUCCCUGGUUUCUCUCUCUUGUCUCUCUCUCUGGUCUCUCUCUCUGGUCUUUCUCUCUGGUCUCUCUCUCUGGUCUCUCUCUCUGGUCUCUCUCUCUGGUCUCUCUCUCUUGUCUCUCUCUCUCUGGUCUCUCUCUCUGGUCUUUCUCUCUGGUCUCUCUCUCUGGUCUCUCUCUUUGGUCUCUCUCUCUGGUCUCUCUCUCUCUGGUCUCUCUCUCUGGUCUCUCUCUCUGGUCUCUCUCUUUGGUCUCUCUCUCUGGUCUCUCUCUCUGGUCUCUCUCUCUGGUCUCUCUCUCUGGUCUCUCUCUCUGGUCUCUCUCUCUGGUCUCUCUCUCUGGUCUCUCUCUCUGGUCUCUCUCUCUGGUCUCUCUCUCUGGUCUCUCUCUCUCGUCUCUCUCUCUCUCUGGUCUCUCUCUCUGGUCUCUCUCUCUGGUCUCUCUCUCUGGUCUUUCUCUCUUUUCUCUCACUCUGGUCUCUCUCUCUGGUCUCUCUCUCUGGUCUCUCUCUUUGGUCUCUCUCUCUCUCUUUGGUCUCUCUCUCUCUCUUUGGUCUCUCUCUCUCUCUUUGGUCUCUCUCUCUCUCUUUGGUCUCUCUCUCUCUCUCUGGUCUCUCUCUCUCUCCCUCUAUUUCUUCCGUUUGGAAAAGGGAAAAGCUUUAGCUCUGAGUAUCGUUGCUUUGCAAGUGUAUUAGAAAUUGCAAAAUACCAAGAAUCACUUUUCAACAACAACCUCACCGGUAUGAUUUCCCGCUCAAAAUACGGGUUGCAAAUUCUUUUCUUGCGCUGCUUCACAUCCUCUAACCAACAUGAAACCUUUCUAGGUUUCUACAAACAUCUUUGAAGUCGAAUCUUAAGUCUCUUUUCGUUAUCAAGUUUGAGAUGAGAUAUUGUAGUUCUAGCCUGUCUUCGUUUAAAUCAAAUUUUAGCAGCGCAAGAAACAGAAACAAGACAAAUUCCGUAUUUCAGUGGCUAGAGUUGCCAAGAUCAUUGAAAUUUGGUUUAAAGAGGACAAUCGUGAAACACGAAUAAUCUGAAGAGAAGAACUGAAAACAGGUUGAAAGUGACUAUUCUUUUUAAUUUAGUACAACUAUCGGAGGAGUUUGACACGAUAGAGAAAACUGUGGAGUGAACAAUCAUAACUGGCGACAUAAAGAGAAGAUAUAAGAGAAGCCCGUACGUUUCUGGCGUAUUGUUUCACUGACUCACUCUUCUCAUUUAUACCCAUCUAUUAGUCGACAGGUAAUCUCUUAACUGGAAGUUUCUUAUGGUCGUUUCUUUCAACUCUGACUCAUUUUCCCAUACCAAAGUUCACAAUAAUGCUCAAUGAAAUAUCAUUUCAUCCGACGCUGACAUCAUACACGACAUCUGAAGAAGAAAACAUUAUUUAUUCUGAACCUGUGCGCACUCUGAUUGCCUUGCAUCAUGGUCGCAAAAGUAAAACUGAAGCCCCGUUUAAACGGUCAUGAUAGUUGACGAUAGUCUCAACUAUCAAGCGCGUUUGAACACGAACUGUCAUGUUCUAUCAUCGCAUUUCAUCAAAAAUCAUGUAGUUUUGACAUGUCUAAAUUCGACAUGAUAGUUAAUGAUAGUUUUUGCUGUUUGAACGAGAGGAAGAUGGUGAAUGACAGUUGUUAGGUCAGCAGUUUUGCCAAACAACGGGCUCAAACCGAAAUGGCAAUGGUAAAAUGACUAAAAUAGCCGUCGAAAUUUCUCAGAAUGUCUCGUAGUUAAUUCCCAUCAUUUCCUGGUAGGCUUCAGUAUCUUUAACUUGUAACUUCAUGACUAAAAUUUCAAGUGCCACUGAAAUUGCUGACCUCAGCGCGCACCGUAUUUGUGUACAAUUACGCGAUCUCAUUGCGUGAUAUUUUGUCAACUAUCAUUGGCUGUCACGAACCAUUUGAACACAAACUUGAUAGUCAAUGAUGUGAAUGAAAGUUGAAACUGUCAUUCAGUUGUCUAUCAUUAACGUUCAUGAUCGUUUGAACGGGGCUUAAGUCAUUUGCAUCUUGUCGCAGUCGAGUGAACAUCUUUGAUGGAAGAGAGAGUAGCGAGAAAUGUAUAGAAUGGGAAUUCAUUGUCUGUUGCUGCUCCUUCGUUAAAAAGGAAAGUUAAAAAGAGUUGAAGGGCCUGUGGGCUCUCGUAAUUCUUCCGCGACCAAAUUCGUUCUUAGGAGGCAACUAAAGAGAUUCAGAAAGAAUCGAAACAGCAGUCUUGCUUAAGAAUUUUCACGAACGGCAGCGAUUACACUCCCAGCUGAUGACUGUGUGAAAGAUAUUGAAUUCAGAAAUUGCAUUCCUAGACGGGACUUAUUUAAAAUGACAGGGAAUCGACCCUUGACAUGCAAAUGUAUUAAAAAGAGCUGGAGUCAUCCACCAGGCGUAAAUAGGGGGCUGGAAUUUGAGGUCACUAUGUUGGUCACUGUAUCAGUGCUACUUUUUCCACCAGAGAGGAACUCAGUAAUUUUUUAAUUGCGGUCAGUUACUUUCAUUGAGCUCUAAAAUAGAUCUAGGAAAUUUCUGACACCUGUUUGGCUUCUCUAGAAGUCAAAGUUAACAGAUAACAGUCUAUGCAUCAGUGGGUGUGCUACAGACCCACGAUGUCUCAUAGUUUUGUCAUCUUCAUUCUAUCACAUGUCAAGAAUACCAUUCCUUGUUCUCAGUGUCUCAGGCUUCAUCGCCUAUAUAUUGACAGUUCUGAUUUUCCAAGAUGUCAGAGGUAAUACGCCAGUUCUUCUCCUACCUUUGUCAUUCAAGGGAGUCUUAAACAACUGAUCGAAAGUCGGCAUUCUACAAACGUCACAGAAGGAAAAAAAUGAUCGCAUUCCAUUUUACCGGCAAGACCUGUCCUUCUAACAAAUUUAAAUUACUUCAAAAUAAUCCAAAAACUGGUAUAUUAUUUUCGCAUAAAACAUAGACAACUGUUUGGUCAGAAAUACUUUCUAAAUAAAUGAUCAACCCGAGGCUUUCACCUUGCGUGCAUGACACAAAACUCUUCCUUUCAUAAAUAAUGUUGAGACUGCCUCCACCAAUGUCAUCUGUCAUAACUUGCGGUUAUUUAAAAAAUUUAUACUUCGGCGAAAAAGGAAGACGACUUGGGGAACGAUUCUGAGAACACCAUUGUGACGCAAAAUACAAGAAAAAAAAUAUCUCUCAAAUUGGCCUCACAUUCGUACAUUUUAGGCCAGUGUUCUUUGUAAGUAAAGGCUGUUUUUUACACAGGAGUUCAAAUGAUAAUUCUUGUGCAAACAAACAAACGUUCAUUUUCAGUCGUAUUUUGUUUUUCCUUAAUUCAAACAGUAAGCUCAGAAGUUUACCUGACAGCGACAAUACAGGAGGACUGUAGCAGACGUUCAGAAGUUGCUGCGAAAUUUCCAGAAAUGGUUAGAUAAUCUACUUGAUCCACAUACUGGAGUUUAUGGAAUACUGCCAUGAGAUUUAUCAUGAAAAGUGAAUCUUAAUCAAUCUGUUCUUGAAUGAAAUUGUAAUAUUUCUGUUAAAAAAGAUAUUUUGAGCGAUCUUCAAUAUGUGACAAGUAUUUGACAUUUUUUCUUGAUAUGUCCUUUUAGGCUUGUCAAAUUGCCUUAAGGUUUGGCUGCUCAUCCGCCAACACUGUGAACACCAGGUAAAGUACAGUUUGUUGUUCUACACUGAAACUACAAAUGCAAACUCAAAUUUGCCUUCUAGUAGGGGAGAGGAGCUUUUUCUCAGUAUGUUGUAUUUUAGCGGUAAAACUGGUUUUUCUUCUCGAGCAAAUCUUAUCUAAUGCAAGAUAAUUUACAUUUAAUGUACAGUAAUAUAUUGGCACAGAAUGAUAUGAAUUAAUCUUAUUUACCUUAAUUUAUUACAUUGGUUAAAUCUCAAUAUGUUUUAACACUUAAAAGUCACCAAAGUACAAAUAUGUGCGAUAAUACUCUUUGCUCUUUUCCGCCCCCCCCCCCCUCCCCUUAUCUAGGUGUGGCAGUGUUGUUCUUGACUUCAUGAUGAGGUUCAAUCAAAGUGUAGUCGUCAGCAAUGUUUUGAUUGUCCUGUCGGAUGCUGCAAGGCAAGACAAAUUCGGAGGUUUUAAAGUCAAUCCAGACUCAAUUAAACAAGUUUUAAUAUCCACGGAUGGCUCGGAAAGCACAACAAAAGGUAAAUUUUACAAAGAAAUCGUUAAAUGGUUACACGUAUUCUUCCGAAGAUGGACUGUUUAUGAUUGUAUUCCGUAUCUGUUUAAUUAAACAACUUCAUCUGUGACUGAUAAAUUUCCAGGUUUUUUUUUUUCGAUAUUGUUGUUUUAUUUAAGGUCCUGAAGAAUGCAACUGCCUAUCUAACAACGUCUUGUUAGCCAUAAUUGGGGUUCUUGCCUUCACAAUCCUUCUUCUAAUCAUUUACAUAAUCUGGCUACAUAAGAAAGGUAGGUAAAAGAAUCAUAAUCUGUGAUAGAAGGUUUGGCUGUAAGAUUCAUUAUUAAGCAAAAGCAAAUUUUUACCCACAUCCACAUCACUGUUCUUUUUUUCCUUUCGUUCUUUUUCAGGCGCUGUAGGGAAACAGAGGUAAGAAUUUGCUGCCAGUAGGAUUGUGUCGACGAAAUGUAGCAGAUAUGGUUUCAUCUUAACAAAAAAUUCCAAUCAAAACUGAUGAAAUUCUAAGCGUUUUAUAAUUAUUUCUAUGCUUUCGCAAUUGUAGGACUUAUGAAGAUGAAAGAGGUGUUUGCUACGUAAGUUAAAGUUAAGACAUUGAGGUCAUGUUUGUGUGGCCAGAUAUUAUGUAAUCUCACUUUACCUCUACUUUCUAUAAGAAAAUAAACGCUUGCAGCUAAUAGAAAGGAAAAAAUAUGUAGUUCUACAUAAAAAAAAAGCAUAUUGCAUCAGUGGCAGAUACAAUGAAAUAGAGGAGGAAGUUAGGCUUGAUAAGGUCUUUGUCCUGUGAUCAUGUCCUAAGCUGCUCCAUGUAUUUUCUUUCGGUUGUCCCUGGUUCAACUGCCUGGCUUCACUUCAAUGAUCGCGAACUGUUCUGCACCCGGUUGAUAUUUGCUUUCUAAACAAUUGAUUUCGCGCAUUUUUUGCCGUCUUAUUUUCUUGAUGCUUUAUUUUCUAAAGGUGAGUUUAGGAGCUGAGUACAGCACGAUUUUGUUCCUGCGUUUAUUUGUCAACAAUUGCACUACCAAUCGACAAUCUUCAUGUUGCAGUUUGUGGCUUCGGCGAAUAUGCUAUGAGCCUCGAUCACUCCACUGAACAUGAUAGUUUCAAAAGCAGGGAACAAAAUGUUAGUGAUAACAAAGUGUUAGUAAUAAAAAAUGUUAGUAAUAAUAAGAACAAGAGAUUAUAAACUAUUUUUCAUCUCUUGUCACGGAAGAAUAUAAACGUUUGUCUGAGAAAAAUGGGUGAACUUAUUUUUAUAACCAACGGUGUGUUGGUUUAAUAGAAUGGAACAGGAUUAGAAGAUAUCGAACCAAGUCAGCCCGAUUCAAGAAAACUCACUCAGCCUCCUGCUGAAUACAUGGAUCUCAUAGAAGUCAACAAAGAUAAUAGAAAAGCACAAAGAACAGCUCCAGGUGCUGAUUACGCGCCUCUUCAUCCGUUAACACGCUGCUGGGAAGUUCCAAGACAUCACGUGACCAUAGAAAAAAUAAUUGGUAAAGGCGCUUUUGGUCAGGUUGCCAAGGGAACAGCAGUAGGACUUCCAGGGAGUUCUGAGACGACCACAGUGGCUAUUAAGAUGCUUAAAAGUGAGCUCUUGUACUGUAAAUUGAAUGACAGUCUUGGCCUACAGACAUUCAAGAAUUGUUACUGGGUUAAUGUAAUUUUUUAGCUAUUUGCCUUUUCAUAACUUAUGUUGUUAUUUCGACAUCAUUCCCGUUAACCAAAUUUUACUCCUUGUUUUUAACAUUCAAGCAAACGCUACUGAAUCGGACAAGAGAGAUUUGAUGAAAGAACUUGACACAAUGAAGCAGCUGAAACCACAUCCUUACGUCAUUAAACUUCUGGGAUGUGUUACAAAAUCUGGUAUGCUUUGGUUAUGCGGGUCUCAUUUUCUUGUACACAUUUUGCAUGUGAUUUACUCUGUAACGCUUUCUCUUCGUCGAUAAUUUGCGUCAAUGGAAGAGUCACUGCUUCACAAUUGAGCACAACAAACAACCAUCGCAUAAGGUAAUUUUAUCUUGUUUUAGCCAAUACAGACGUUCCUGGAUUUAGUGACAGACUAAGACCGAAUAUUUGUCACUGGGCAGAUCAUUCUGUUAUGCAGAAACGCUUUUUGUGAGGGAAUAAUUGGUCUGUACCUUCUUAUGAGAUCGUUACAUAGGUUUUCUUGUUUUCGUGCGAUUUCUUCAAGUGUUGACCAUAACUGGGGUAUUUAUUUAUUUUAUUUUAAUUAUUGCUAAUUUUUUUAAAGGAGAGUAAUAUAUCAACUAAAUUGUUUAAUUUCUUCAGAACAGCUGUUGGUUUUGAUUGAAUAUGUGCCUUUUGGGGAUCUGCUGGGUUACCUGAGAAAGAGCCGUGGAUUAAAAGACACUUACUACAAAGACCCGGAUAUCAAACCACAAACAAAUCUUACGUCGCAGCAGCUGAUGAGGUUUUCUUGGCAAAUUGCUGAUGGAAUGAGUUACUUGUCCGCAAAAUCUGUAAGUUAAUUAAAAAGACAAAACACAAACAAUUCUAAAACAUUCUUGUAAGGUCUAUCGUCAUGUUAAGCACUGUCUUGCAUAGAAUAUUAUGUCUUCACAAGAUCAUGCCCGGGAGUUACAAAUGUAUUCCAACCGUCUUGAUGAGUCUAUUUCUUUAGGGCCAGGAGCCCUCCCAAAUUUGACGUCAUCAUAUAAGUUUUAUUUCAAUGUGAGAAUGGCGAUAUUUGUGCAUCUUUGCAAGUGCACCCCAUCGAAAUAAAAUAUCUGGAUUUUUCUUGUGCAGGCAAAGCAGAGACGUAAAUGCAUAGGAUCUUUUAAGAUAUUCAGCUUAAACUGAGUGUACAACAAACAUCCAUUUUAGUGACAAGGAAGAAAAGGAAUUAAAACUUCAAAUUAAAAAAUUCAUCUUUUGUCGCUAAACUGCUUCAUUGAAGAAUCCUAUUUCGAUUAAAAUCUUAAGAUAAGCGUUCUUUGAAAUAACUACGUAUUGCAGACAUAAAGUAGUUUGCUUCUCUUUGGAAUAUGGAGGAGUUAUUGUAGUAGUUUUAAUUUUCUGCCAUCUGGAAGAAAGAGAAAUACGCACACCAUAUUAUGUUGUAGAUAUUUCUAUUUUCCUAUCCGAACCACUUCAUUUCAGUUCUUUUUCUUCUGCAAUCGCUAAUUUUUGCUGUUGCAUCAAUUCUUUCCAAGAUCAUUCACCGAGACCUUGCGGCCCGUAAUGUGUUGGUUGGACAAAAGGAAACUUGUAAAGUGACAGACUUCGGAAUGGCCAGAGAUGUGCAGCAGGAAAAUAUUUAUGAACGAAAGACUAAGGUAAUCAAGAAAAAGGGGAGGUGAGGGCGGUAUUACAUAUCGUUUAGUUUAGUGAUCUUUCACAAUUAUUGUUGUUUUAAUGCUGAUAUAUUCCUGAUUUCGAUCAUGAAUUCCUUGGGACCCUAAUGAAAAUAUUAUCCAUGCGUACACGAGUACAACUUUAAAUAUCACCGGUUUUUGACUUGUCGCUACCUAUAAUUCUCGAGCUGUUUCACAAAGUGGUAUUUAAAAUCUUUAGGGCCGUCUUCCCGUGAAGUGGACAGCUUAUGAGGCCUUAUUGUAUGGUAAAUAUACCACCAAAAGUGACGUGUACGUAUACCUGAUUAUCAACCGUAGCAAUUUAUCAACAAGUUUUAUCAGUUUUAGUCAGGACUUGAAUUCUAUGCUUUGUCAAAGAAUACAUAUAUUUUAUUUGUCGUAUAUACUGUUUAUGUCUAUAGUCACUUAAUUUAUAUUCGUUUGAUUUGUCUUUCUGCAGAUGGAGUUAUGGAGUUUUGUUGUACGAGAUUUUCACCAUAGGUAACAUCGAAAGGAAGUUUAUGAGGCUCUUAAUUAAACAAUGUAUCGUGUUCAGUUAGACAAGCGUAAUAAGCUUCCCCAUGCAACCUCAAACUCCAUUAACUGAUAGAGGUAUGUUUUAGUGAAGGUCUUUUUUUCGUCACAUUUAUAUUUCGAUGGUCUUGUGGUUCUUCCAGGCGGUUCACCUUACCCACGAAUGGAUGGAAGAAAAAUUGCAAACUUACUACAGGAUGGAUACAGGAUGCCUAAACCACAACACGUCGAUGAAAAAUUGUAAGUUUUCUUUGUUACCUCGUUCUCUCUCAUUGUACAAGGAUAUGCUCUUUAAAUCUCAAAAAGAUCACUUGAACAAUGCCAGGUAUCAAGUCAUGAUGAAAUGCUGGAAGAAUGACCCAGACGCAAGACCAACUUUUACUGAAUUGAAAAAUCAGCUUAAGGACAUGGAAACCCUACACAAGGUCAGAAUUUUUAUCAGUAUGAAAGUUUCUUUUUACGUAGGACCGAUUGGCUCAGGCUAAGCUAAUUAGGGUUAAACUUAAAAGGCUAAAUAGCGUAGUUAUAUGUACUCAUCUCAGUAGUUUUUACGAAGUUUGGAUUGCAUCUUUUUGUUAUGUGACUGAAGCUAGCACUCCACGAAAAACAGCAAAGAAGCGAAGUAGAAUGUCUCAAUGACAAUUAACACGUUAUGGUUAUUUAAAAGAUCAUAGGAUGAUUGCAAAACUGCAUUGAGACGCACAAAGGGUAGCAGACAACGACGCCAUGAAUACUUCGUUCUUGAAUUUGUUUUGGUGUGAAAACCUAACCACUUGUGAAGAUAACCACUUAAAACUUUUUUGAUGAUGCUGAUUAUUAUAUUAUUUUUCUCUGCAGAAGCUGAUCAACAUGACAAUGUACGACAAGCAGUUGUAUGCAAACGUCGAGGAUUUAACAGUGUAGUUAGAUACGCGUCCACGGUGUAUGACUGGCUAACAUUUUGAACACUUCGCCCACACAAGUCUCAGGGAUUAAUCACCGUUUCCUUACACGCUUACUUGGUAGAAAUAGCCAUGUUGCGUUUAGCAGUUAGGCUGGAACGUUGUAAUUCAAUUGACUUUAUGUUCUUAAACGCUAAACUUUUAUAAGUUUACUGAUAAAGUUACUCUCAUUUUCUCUUUAACAUAUUAAGUACUUACAUGUAUGCCUCGACACAAGCGAUCGAGUUCAGUUUAUUUUCUGGCUCAAUUCUGAGGUGGUGAUUCUCUUCACGACAUUAAUCUAUUAUAUCUUGACCCAUCUCUGUAGAUCUCUCCUUUUAAGGAAGGACAAAACCAAACCAAAUUAAAAGAGCUUCCUGAAGUGCAAAAAAUCGCUUGUACGUGUUUCAGGAGACUUACAUCCAAGAGACCAUGUUCUCCUGUCACUGUCAGUAGAGGUUAAGAGUCUAUCGAUCUUACAUAAUUAUAAACUAGGUUACCUUUUGGUCAAAAGCCUUCUUUCCUCAGUUGAUAUAAAUAAUUGCACUCGAAACAGUACCUAGUAUAAAAACAACGCUCUUUCAGUCUGGAGUAGAGGAUACCUGAGGAAUAAUCUUAACAUUUAAAUGAAGGAGAGAGAGUUUUGCAUCUGUUUGGAAAUAUUCCCUGACGUUAUUUUGUUUCUGGGGGCAAAAUGAUGCUUCAGCAUACAGAGGAG